Molecule: messenger RNA, 1871 nt
Organism: Porites lobata
Lineage: Eukaryota; Metazoa; Cnidaria; Anthozoa; Scleractinia; Poritidae
Source: the annotation of a GenBank genome assembly
AUGUUAGAAAUUGAACUGAUUGACAUAACUUACCUUGAUGAAAAACUGAAGAGUUUUCCAUGGACAAAUGAGCUUAAAAAUGGAAGAAUUCCAGUUGCUGUCGAAAAGGAAGGUAAAGGUUUAAACUACUGGAAAGCCGAGGGCUUUCAGAAAUUUUUCUUUCCAAUGCUGGAAUACAUUGUAGAAGGAAAGAUGGAAAACUUGACAGAACUUGAAAUUGUUUGCUCUGUGUCAAGGUUUGUUGAACUACACUUCACAAGUGGGCGACAUGGAUGGAGUGAUGAAAUGAUCGAGAUGCACAGAAAGCUGGCCCAAAGAAUCAAUGUAAAAAUUGAGGAAACACAAGGACUUGACAUGUGUACAGUGUCAGUGCACAACAUGCUGCACGUCCAUGAAGAUAUAAUUAACUUUUCCGCAACAGCUAACUAUCCGUGCGCUGUUUUCGAAAGGGCUGCUAAAUACUACAUCAAAAGGUCCAACAAUUGUAAGGGUGUAGAAGCAAGGUUUGCUAAAGCUAAAGCUCGUGGAGAGUUUCUGAAAAGUUUGGAAGAAGAAGAUGAUAGUCAACUACAAGAAAGUAAUACAAGUCAGGUGAGGUGACUUAAUGUACAGCAAUAAAAUUCAGUGAGUGUGAUCACAAAGUUUGAGCUAAUAUAAUUAAUAAUACUUUUAAUCAAUCAAAAUAAGAAUAAUGAUUGUAGUAAUAAUUUGCUUAGACGUGCUGAAUCCAUUAAUAAUCCAGACAGAGCACUUUGCUAAUUGAUUGUAAGAAACAUGUACUAGGUACCUUUUUAUGGGUGAAAGUGAUGACCAGCAAAAAUAUAUAUUCAUUUCAUGUGGUUUUGCCAAUCAGCUAGUUUUGCGAGGCAAGUGAAUUAAGCCCCCAAGGAACUGAGGAGAGGGAGUUACUCUUGAAGCAUUAGAUCAGAACAGGGGCAUAGCUACCUAACAGUAACACACAUGCACCUGGACAUAUCGAAGAUAACAUAGAAAAUACAACAAACUUGUCAGCUUAAUUAAUGAUAAUUAUGUGGCCAAAACACCUCAUUAAACAACAAAGAUUAUUAUUACCUACAAGUAGUUGUCAUUUUAUAGCAAGUAAGAACUUUAUUUGCUUGCAGCCUAACCUCGCCAUAUAGUUAGACUUAAUAACCGCAGCUGAAAAAUAUUUGGGGCUUGUAGGGAGAAGGAGGGAAGAUCUGAAAAAUCCAGGCUACACUACAUGCGUAUAGAAUGUACAACUAUAUCAAAAUUGCAACUGAAGAUUUUCUGCUUAGAUUGCCAGUACUGUGACUAUUUCUAAUUUUAAGGUUUUAUUGUUUUUCAUAAGGGGACCUUUAGGUGUCGAAAUUAAUUUGAAUCUCUUCUACUGCUAGGGUGUCGUGUGCUCUGUGGAGAUGGCUAGAGCACUAUGCCGCAAGGAUGGACAGCAUUCCCUGUUACUUGGGUCAUCAAAGAGAGUUUUUCAGUUGAUCAGAGACAAUCACAUGAAGAUUGCAGCUGCUCUCUCACUUUCUCCAACUGAAAUAUCAGCUGUUCCCACAACAACAAAGAAAUGUUUUUUGAUCAAUGUCGGCCAUGAGGGUGUGGUGCUAUCAAGCAAGGAUAGUAUCAUUGUCACUUUUGAAGGCAGUGGAGAAGUGGUAUCUGUUCACCAUUUUUUGUCUAUUAGACAUGAGGGAGGAAAUUGUCUGUUGCUUGGGGAGGGCAGUGUAAAGCCAUUUUUGAGAGAUGGCAAUGGCCUCAUUGCAGUGGACUUUUGGAAUGGUUUCCCCAAAGUAGGACAGUCUUCUUUUCCACUGAAAAUAUUUCAAGAAAAGUUAUGCUGUAUGAUUGUGGGAACAAUACAGCCACUGUUGUUGAUUACUUGA